AUGUCAGGGAUGAAGAGAAGAUAUGACUAUGAAGAAGAAGAUGGCUACCGUGACUUUAGACCACGCUAUCCAAAGAGGCAACGAUUGCCACCAGUCGUUCAACUUUGCAAGGAUAUGUUACCGGAUAUCAGAACUAUAGGAGAAUCUGUUAAAGCAUUUGAAGAAGAUAUCAAGUUCUUGAGUGAAGCAAUCAUCAAUGAGUUCGGUAACGAUGAGUACUUCAACAAUGCCCUGUUGUCUACGUUUAAUGCGUUAAUAUUAGAGCAACCCCACAAGCAACCAGCAAUUGCUCUAUUGACCAUGGUUGUCAGCUCUGGAAACCAAGCAGCUGGUAAGAAUAUCAUAAAUCACUUCUAUGGGAAAUUAAAGCAAUGGAUCAAUGCUAGUGUUGAUGAUGAGUUUGAAGUGACCUCCAAUGAAACUGGUCCAUGGAAUAAAGUUAAGUUGACUUUAAGAUUUCUUUCAAUGUUGACUCCCAUUGUUCCUAUCAGCGAUGUCAUCGGUUUAUACUACAAAUUUUUUGAACUAGCCAUUGCAUUGAAGAGGGCAGGAACUGGAAAGAGAAAUCCAUUGUCCGAGGCUAUUUACACAAAUACCUUGUUGAAUAUUCCUUAUUUAUUUUUCUACAACAAAGAGAGUGAUGAGUUAAAAUCGAAAGUUAGCGAGUUAAUUUCAUUUGUGGAGAAUAACUAUGUCGUGGAGACCGUCGAUUUAUCUUUGACUAAGGAAUAUAAUAAAAACCUUCCAUACCAACCAAUUCAAUGGGUUGAGGUUGUGUUAUCAAAUGUUAAAAACGCGUUGGCAAACGAUAUGGAUGAGCUAAGAAAUUUGUUCCCAGAUUACCAGCAUAUUUUGGUUGCAACCAAUACUGGACAAGGUUUUAAUGAUCCUUUAAUAAUGCCUGAUGUAGAGAAACUAUUACCUUUCAGUGGAUUAGAUAAAGGUUUAGGAUCUGUGGAUAGUAUGUGGAAGACCCCAAGAACUGCUUUCCAAGUUUAUUUGCCAAAUGUUGUGGGCGAUUUUUCUACUGUGGUUCCAAUAACAACUUAUACUGGUAUGCUAUUUGAUGACAUAACAGUUGAUAUUGUGGAAAGUCUAGAAUUUAAUAGACAUGAGGUUGCAAGGCAAGUUGUUACUUUAGAUUUAUAUUUCAAGCCUGGUAUCUUUACUGAACCAGGUCUGUCAGUAGCACAACUAUUGGCACAGCACAAUGAAUCUCCAGAGUUAUCAACCUAUAAGAUCGAGGAUUUGGCUAUUGAAAAUAUUUUGGGUUUGAUCUUCAAAUUACCAACUGUUACCCAAUCGUUUGCUUAUUUCUACACGUUAUUGGUUGAAAUUUGUCAAAAUUCACCAAAAGCUAUUGCUCCAGUGUUCGGUAGAGCCUUUAGGUUGUUUUACAAUAAUUUGGAUAAUAUGGACCAUGAAUUGAAGAUGAGAUAUCUAGAUUGGUUUUCAAUCCAAAUGAGUAAUUUCAACUUUUCGUGGAAAUGGAACGAAUGGGAGCAAGACUCAAUCGCGUUUUCUAAGUCAUUCUACAAUCCUAAAAUUACAUUUGCAAAGAACUUGAUUAGGAAGGAAUUAAGAUUAACUUCUAAUAGACCUGAUGUGGAAGACAGUUUGACCCCUGAAUUUAAACAGUAUCUUGAUGCAUCUUAUAUUCCCAGGGAUAAGUUAAGGAACUACUACCAAUCUUUUUUCACUAAUUUUGAGAUUGAUCCAGAAAUCAUUAAGGACAACACUUUGAUAUUUAAAAACCAAUCUUUCCCAUUCCAUGAAAAGGUGACGUCUAUUUUAGAUUAUUUCCACAAACCACCAUCGGAUAAGAACGUAGGAGAAUUAGAAUCAAUAUUGAAGGAUAUCCAAGAAAGCAAUGGUUCGAUCAUUUCAGACUUCAAUAAGUUCGCCAUAACAUUACUAAUUCAAGCUUUGGUAUUUUCUGGUAAUAGAUCUCUUUCGCAUGCAAACAAAUAUAUUUCUGACGCCAAAAAUGAUUUAGUAACAAUUCUAGGUAAGAUUGAGCUUCCAAAUGAAACCAAAGAACAAUGGAUUACGGAAGCUGUUCUAAGGUACUGGAACUGCAAUUCUCAAAAUGGUUUUUUGAUCACAGAUUCGUUCAAGCAUAAUGAAUUAAUCACAGCAAAGUCCAUUUUGUCAUUUUCUUUCGACGAGCUAGACGGACAAAAUCUGGGGUUGGUUGAUGCCACAUCUAUUGAAUCUACAUUCAGAACAUUGACUGAGAUGGCUCUUCAACAGACAAGUGAUUUUAGUGUCUUUGAGUUUGUUUUUGAAAGGUUAGUUACUAUUUCUAAUGAAACUAUCUAUCAACUUGGAACCUCGGAAGAGAUUGUUGCACCUAUUGUAGACAAUGAGUCUACGUUUGACGAUGACGAGUUGGCAAGGCUAGACCUCAUGUGGAAGUAUGAAUGUGCUAUGGGAUUCAUUAAGAGUAUUUUGAGAAAGUAUUCCGAUGAAUACUCCAUUCUUCUAGAUAAAUUCAGAUCAGGUAUAGAUCAAACUGUUUCACAUGAGCCCACAAAGAAACAAUUGAUUCAAUGGUUUGACGAAAUCCGUGAAUUAUGA
Messenger RNA from Eremothecium sinecaudum, 2580 nucleotides. RefSeq names its product Sto1p (gene STO1). Gene Ontology annotation, molecular function: protein binding; mRNA binding; RNA cap binding. NCBI's taxonomy places the organism in Eukaryota, Fungi, Ascomycota, Saccharomycetes, Saccharomycetales, Saccharomycetaceae. The transcript has 2 exons. Gene Ontology annotation, biological process: mRNA export from nucleus; nuclear-transcribed mRNA catabolic process, nonsense-mediated decay. The record is from RefSeq and is a predicted model, not a curated record. Gene Ontology annotation, cellular component: nucleus; nuclear cap binding complex. Bases 1 to 2580 code for a protein of 859 amino acids.